Molecule: messenger RNA, 1160 nt
Organism: Papaver somniferum (opium poppy)
Lineage: Eukaryota; Viridiplantae; Streptophyta; Magnoliopsida; Ranunculales; Papaveraceae
Product: tropinone reductase homolog At5g06060-like
Exons: 3
Coding region: 130-825 (231 amino acids)
Molecular function (GO): oxidoreductase activity
Source: RefSeq, a predicted model, not a curated record
AAUGCCUAUAUAAACUCAUUGCGAUUCACAGUUGUCGAUAUAAAUCUAUAAGAAUUUCCAGUGAAAAAAAUAAAUAAUUGUAAAACCAUGGGCGACUCUACUGAUCUAAUUAGUCUGAGAUAGUCUCUUAUGGGAAAGACUGCCCUUGUAACUGGUGCCACCAAAGGGAUUGGGCACGCUAUAGUGGAGGAGUUAGCUGGUCUUGGUGCAGCUGUUCAUAUGACUGCUCGAAAUGAAAAUGAUAUCCAGCAGUGCUUGAAAAACUGGAAAGAAAAAGGUUACAAAGUAACUGGUUCCGUCUGUGAUGCUUCAGUUCCAGCUGAUAGGGAGACGUUAAUCGAAACUAUUUCAUCUGUUUUUGAGGGCAAACUCAACAUCCUUAUUAACAACGUCGGAACAACCGUGUUCAAAGAUAGUUUGGACUACAUAGAUGAGGAUCACGCAAAAGAUAUGGCUACUACCUUCGACUCCGGAUACCGUCUAUCUAUACUAGCACACCCUCUCUUAAAAGCCUCUGGUACAGGAAGCGUUGUCUUUAUUUCAUCUGUUGCUGGCGUUGUUUCUAUACCCCAUCUCUCCAAUUAUUCAGCGUGUAUAGGAGCUAUUAAUCAAAUUACGAAGAACUUUGCUUGUGAAUGGGCCAAAGACAAGAUACGCGUAAAUAGUGUUGCACCAUGGUAUAUUAAAACCAAUCUCGUAGAAGAGGUUGUGCAAGAAGAAAGGUUUGUAGACUAUUUAAAAGCUGGAACUCCGAUGAGGCGCAUGGCUGACCCGAACGAGGUUUCACCUCUUGUGGCCUUCUUAUGCCUACCUGGUGCUUCAUAAAUCACUGGACAAGUUAUUUGUGUUGAUGGUGGCUUUACAGUAAAUGGAUUCUACCCUACACAAGAUUAGUAAGAGCAACAUCCUGAAUAAUGUAUGCGAUUAAAAACAGUUGAAUCCCAUACUAUGCUUGUUGUGUCAAGAUGUAUUUGUUGCCUUAAGAAUCUAAGAUAUAUGUGUGUACUAAAUAAUAUUACUUGCAAUUGAUGCAUCUAGUGAGGACACUAGUUAGGGGUGGCUGGGAGGUGUUUCCAGCCGAAUGGUGUUUCAGCCCUGCCCUAAAAGUUGUCAAGAAUAUUUCUUUGAAUAUGUCUUGGAUGAGUUGAAAGAAGAAAGUU